Messenger RNA from Rattus norvegicus (Norway rat), 2366 nucleotides. It is a transcript of the gene Gtpbp3, whose product is annotated as GTP binding protein 3. The record is from RefSeq and is marked provisional. Gene Ontology annotation, molecular function: GTP binding; GTPase activity. The transcript has 9 exons. NCBI's taxonomy places the organism in Eukaryota, Metazoa, Chordata, Mammalia, Rodentia, Muridae. Gene Ontology annotation, biological process: tRNA modification; mitochondrial tRNA modification. Bases 51 to 1529 code for a protein of 492 amino acids. Gene Ontology annotation, cellular component: mitochondrion.
CUUGAAACCGUGCAGAAGUGUCGACCUAGGUGCUUGCAAAUUUGAAAUCCAUGUGGCGUGGGCUAAGCGCCCUGGUGACCCGGCCGGCAAGUGCGCCCCUCAGGCUGUGCGCACGCUGCAGCACCGGUGCAGAGUCCUUGGUCCCCGGGAGCACCAUCUUUGCGCUCAGCUCCGGCCAGGGACGCUGCGCCAUCGCAGUGAUCCGCACCAGCGGCCCAGCCAGUGGGCUCGCGCUCCGCAGCCUCACGGCUCUCCGGGAGCCGCCUCCGGCCCGCAGCGCCUGCUUGCGCCUUCUCCGCCACCCUUGCUCCGGGGAGCCACUGGACCGCUCACUCGUCCUCUGGUUUCCAGGCCCCCAGAGUUUCACGGGUGAGGAUUGCAUGGAGUUGCACGUACACGGAGGUCCUGCGGUGGUCAGCGGUGUCCUGCAGGCAUUGGGUAGUGUGCCAGGACUUCGCCCAGCCAAGGCCGGGGAGUUCACCAGGAGGGCCUUUGCCCAUGGCAAACUGAGCCUGACUGAAGUGGAGGGACUUGCGGAUCUGAUCCAUGCAGAAACAGAGGCCCAGCGUCGACAGGCCUUGAGGCAGCUGGAUGGGGAACUGAGCCAGCUGUGCCAGGGCUGGGCGAAGACCCUCACCAAGGCUCUGGCCCAUGUGGAGGCCUACAUUGACUUCGGAGAGGAUGAUAAUUUGGAAGAGGGUGUGUUGGAGCAGGUGGACAGAGAUGUGCGGGCCCUGGAGGUGGCACUGAGUUCCCACCUGCGAGAUGCCAGACGUGGACAGAGGCUCCGCUCAGGGGCAAACGUUGUGGUCGCCGGACCGCCCAAUGCGGGCAAGAGCAGUCUAGUGAAUCUGCUCAGCCAGAAGCCAGUGUCCAUUGUGUCCCCAGAGCCCGGGACCACCCGUGACAUCUUGGAGACUCCUGUGGACCUGGCUGGGUUUCCUGUCUUGUUGAGCGACACCGCGGGGCUUCGGGAAGGUGCAGGUGCUGUUGAGCAGGAGGGAGUGCGCAGGGCCCGCCAGAGGCUGGAGCAAGCUGACAUCAUCCUGGGGAUGCUGGAUGCCUCCGACCUGGCUUCCUCCUCUAGCUGCAGCUUCCUGGACACUGUGGUGGCCCCACUGGUAGCACAAAGCCAUGACAGUGGCAGGCAGCGCCUCCUGCUGCUGCUCAACAAAUCUGAUCUGCUGUCUGCUAAUGCCCCAGCCAGCAGCACAGCCCUGCCUCCUCACCUGCUUCUGUCCUGCCACACUGGAGCUGGGAUGGACGCCCUCCUGCAGGCCCUGAAGACUGAACUGGCUGCAGUGUGUGGGGACCCAUCCACAGGACCGCCGCUCUUGACCCGAGCUAGGCACCAGUACCACCUCCAGGGCUGCCUGGAUGCCCUGGGCCGCUUCCAGCUGACCACAGAUCUGGCUCUGGCCGCCGAGGCCCUGCGCCAGGCUCGGAGACAGCUAAGCCACCUCACAGGUGGAGGGGGAACCGAGGAGAUCCUGGACCUCAUCUUCCAGGACUUCUGUGUGGGCAAGUGAGGUCAGAGUUCCCACAAGCUCAUGAUCCAAGAUGGCAGACCCCCCGACAGAGAGCAGGAGAGCACUGGAGGUCUGCAGCCCUCCGCAGUGAGGAGAAAGACGGGUCAGGGAUCUGAGGACGGAUAAUUCCUCACCCCGGAUGGUGGGAUUAAGGUCCACAUCAUGUCGCCAAGUGUCUCAAGUGUCUCCAUGAUAUAGUGGUAGAGGUGAAACCCAUGAGUGUUAGGUGCUGAGCCACACCCUCUGUACGACACUGGGAGAUUCUGGGCAGAGGCUCCACCCCUGAGCCACACCCUCUGCCCAUCACUGGGAGAUUCUGGGCAGAGGCUCCAACCCCUGAGCCACACCCUCUGCCCAUCACUGGGAGAGUCUAGGCAGAGGCUCCACACCCUGAGCCACACCCUCUGCCCAUCACUGGGAGAGUCUAGGCAGAGGCUCCACACCCUGAGUCACACCCUCUGCCCAUCACUGGGAGAUUCUGGGCAGAGGCUCCAACCCCUGAGCCACACCCUCUGCCCAUCACUGGGAGAUUCUGGGCAAAGGCUCCACCCCUGAGUCACACCCUCUGCCCAUCACUGGGAGAUUCUGGGCAAAGGCUCCACCCCUGAGUUGCACCCUCUGCCCAUCACUGGGAGAUUCUGGGCAGAGGCUCCACCCCUGAGCCACACCCCGUAGCUUCGUUGUUUUUUUUGUUUUAAUUACCAAAGGAGAACGAAGAGUUCUGGUAAUCCAGAAACAUAUGUUCACAAGGAUCAGUCAGCCUUACCUUCCAUAACUUUGCCGACGUAUUUCUAUUUAUGGCAUCGUUUGCUGAUUAAAUACAUUUAUUUUUCCUUC